AUGCUUUCAGUGUUAGAAUUGGAGAUGAAGUACCAGAAAUCCUAGAUUGUGUAUUAGAUGAGAUACUUUAUAAACCUUAGUGGAAUAUUGUAUUAAAUGAAUUCAAAAAUGGAGAUGCAAGCAAUAUUUGGAAAGGAUGAAACGACAUUUUAUUUUCAUUUGAUCAAUUUGUUCAAUAAUGUGGAAAUACAACAAUAGGAUUAAACAAAAUUAAAAAAUUUAUUCGAAAAAUCUUCACUAACACAUUAAAUAUUAAUAUUUAGCUCCAAGCUUAUUUAAAUAGAUGAUUGA
Messenger RNA from Paramecium sonneborni, 291 nucleotides. NCBI's taxonomy places the organism in Eukaryota, Ciliophora, Oligohymenophorea, Peniculida, Parameciidae. The record is from the annotation of a GenBank genome assembly.